Rhincodon typus (whale shark) is the source of this 6570-nucleotide messenger RNA. Its product is annotated as neutral alpha-glucosidase C-like. The coding region runs from base 1972 to 4620 and encodes 882 amino acids. Gene Ontology annotation, biological process: carbohydrate metabolic process; N-glycan processing. The record is from RefSeq and is a predicted model, not a curated record. Lineage: Eukaryota; Metazoa; Chordata; Chondrichthyes; Orectolobiformes; Rhincodontidae. Gene Ontology annotation, molecular function: alpha-1,4-glucosidase activity; carbohydrate binding. The transcript has 23 exons.
CUGCUCGUGCACGUGUUCAGGCUUCUGUGUCUUACUGCCUGAUGGAAGAGUUGUAGGAGGUCAAUAUUAAAGUGUGAUGUGUCUUUGAUGAUUUUGGCUGUCUUUCCGCGGUAACGAGCUAUGUAAAUAGAGUCCAUGGAUUGAAGCUUCUGUGAUGGUCUGGGCUGUGCACACCACCUUCUGUAGUUUCUUACGGUCCUGGGCCACAUCUGGCCAUUGUGCACCAGGACAGCAUGGUGUGUCUGCAGAAGUUGGUGAGGGACCUGAUAGACAUGCCAAAUUUCCUGAGCCGCCUGAGGAAGAAGAGGCAUUGUUGUGCCUUCUCGACUGUCACAUUUACAUGGGAAGUCCAGGACAAGUCGUCAGUUAUCGUCACUCUGAGGAACUUGACGUUCUUCACUCUCUCAACCACAGUUCCGCUAAUGUAGAUGGGGCAUGUUCUUCUUCUUUCUUUAUGAAGUCGAUGAUGUUUUUAUUAUGCUAAGCACAUUAUAUAUGAAUGCAACUUGUUGCUGAUUCAAACACAAAUGGGUUCUUUUUAUCUGUUUUCACAGGUGGGUCUACCUGUUGUAUAGAAUAGAAUAGCAAUCUAUUGUCACUUGCAUUUAUGAAUAUACAGUAAGAUGUGUAUAAAUCACCACAAUUCAGCGUCAUUUUAAUUACAGAGAUCAUAAAAAGACAUAAUUGAGACAAAGUUAGGACAAAGUUCUUGUUUUGUUUCCCCACGGCAAUCUAAUGUAUGGAAUGGCUAUGAGAUGCUGCUGCUGAAGCCGCUCCUGAUGACGCCAAAGCAAGAAUUUCUGGACCAGAGCUACCACACUGCCAUCACCAAAGUUAACACCGAAGCUACUGCAAUGUCACCAUAGCAAGGAGGGACAAACCGGACCAAGUCACUGACGCUGAAGCCGUCACCACUUCAGGCGCUGUCUGAAGUCGCCACAUUGCCACCAUAGCCACGAGGAGUGAACUAGAACCACCGUGCUGCCACCGCUGAAACCACCUCACCACCAGGAGGAACAGACCGGACCCACCAGGUGAAGUCUUUGAUAAAGCCACUAUGGCAAUGAGGAAUGGACCUCCAGAUCCACUAUGCUGCUGCAGCAGGCCCUCACAAUGCCUUCCUCCACCACGGCUGCAGGUAAGAACAAAAGAGAAAUGAAGAAACAAAAGAAAAGAACGAAGAAGUAUGCGGCCAGCCCAGGUACCCGGGAGUGUAUGGGCAAAGAGCUAACCACUUCCUAUCCUGUCACACUGCCACCACCUUUAAGUUAACUACUUACCAUUUAUAUCUAAAUGAUGUAACCUUGGAUAACCUGAGCCCAAUUGCCAGUGGGGAAUUGUUAAUAUUUUGGUCUGACCAGAAUCUGACACCAAGGAAUGAACAUAACUAAUAUGAAAAAAAGAAGACUGGUUGAAUUGUUCUAACAUGGAAUAUGGAUUUGAAAUUCAAGACUCGGGUAGACUAGAAAGAGUUUUGCUGUGCCAUUGAUAUUCUUUAUAUGAUUUGUGGAUGCUUGAUAUUUGAAGUCAAAAAGACCCUAUAUAGUGUUGAUACCCCCUGUUUUAAGUGUAAAAAUUCAUUUUUAAAAAAGGAACUGAUAAAUAGAAAUGGUGUAGAGAAAUUCCACCUCCAUAUUCCAACCUAUCUCUACUUCGACAUAUAACUGCUAAUCACUGGUAUUAUUAUUAAGUUAUAAACAGCUGAAAUAGCAUAAAUUGUAUUAUGUUCCCUGAAGACCUGAAUAACACUUGUUUCUUAAAUUGCGGCCAACUAAAUUCAGCCUACAUUUCCCGGAAAGCUCUUUUGUGAUGGGUGGAGGAAGUCAAAGCCAAGAGAAGAGAAGCCUGUGAGUACUCAGUGGAGCGUUAGAAAAAUAAGCCUCCUAGUAAAGAGACCACCUGUUCAAACGCUCAAUAGUGACAGCCCAGCAACACAGGAGGAAGACUUUUCAAGCAAAGAACAAACAUAAGAUGGAGUUCAAUAUUCAAAAUACCGAGGAGACCAGUGCACUUGCGGAAGUUGAGAGCAACAAAUUCAAGACAACUGGGGACAUUGCAUUCUACAGGCGUCAGAAGAGGUUGUUGCCAGGAAAUUCUCCAUAUCAUGCCUUGCUGGAUACUCUCAAACUGUCAAGCUGCAAAGCCACACUACAGCUGCUUAAUGAAGAGAAUAAGGUUUCACUCCUUUUGGAGGUCUUUGCCCUUGAGAAUCAUGUAAUCAGGAUAAAAGUGAACGAAUUGAAGCCGAUGAAGCCGAGAUAUGAAGUGCCUGAUGUUAUUGUUAGCGAACCAGUCACACAAAGAUUGACUGUAGUGUCUAAGGAUGGGCUUUCUUUCACACUGGCUGCAGCUGAUGGAUGCACUCAGGUACUGGUUAUAGCAAAGCCAUUUCGAAUGGAAAUUCAGAAUCAUGGUGAAGUGUCCAUGUGUGUCAACUCCCUUGGGUAUUUAUACUUUGAACAUCUGCGUAAGAAGUCACAAUCUGAAGGAAACACAAGAGAAAGCAGACAGGAGAGCAAAAGGAAAUGUGACGUGGAGACGGAGAAGGAAAGUGAAGAAGAUCUAGGCUUGUGGAAGGAACAAUUUCAUGAAUUCAUAGACAUCAAAGUCGAUGGCCCAACAUCUGUUGGCUUGGAUUUCUCCCUGCCUGGUUUCGAGUACAUUUUUGGAAUUCCAGAGCACACUGAGAACCUACGGCUGAAAACUACAGGUCAAGAAGAUCCCUACAGGUUGUAUAACCUGGAUGUAUUUGCGUGUAAACUCCACAGUCGAAUGGGCAUGUAUGGCUCUGUGCCUCUCCUCCUUGCACAUAAACAAAACCAAACCAUGGGGAUUUUCUGGCUAAAUGCUUCUGAGACAUUGGUGGAUAUCAGCCUGAAUACAGAGUGUAAGACUUCAUUGAGCAAGACAAAAAAAUUAAAGACUGAUGAUGAUGUGUUACUGAGGACAGAUGUACGGUGGAUGUCCGAGAGUGGAAUAAUUGAUGCGUUUAUUUUGAUGGGUCCCAGUGCUUUUGAUGUUUUCAAUCAGUACUCAAGGCUGACAGGUCUUCAGGCAUUUCCUCCUCUAUUUGCAUUGGGUCACCACCAGUGCCGCUACAGCUACAAGGAUGAAAAUGAUGUUAAACAAGUAGAUGCUGGCUUUGACAUGAAUGACAUUCCUAAUGAUGUCAUAUGGCUUGACAUUGACCACACUGAGGGGAAACGUUAUUUUACCUGGGACAGGACAAAAUUUUCUAGACCUCGAGAAAUGCAAGAGUACCUACGAGCUAAAGAUCGGAAGUUAGUUGUUAUCAUUGAUCCUCACGUCAAAGUAGACAAGAAGUACCCAUUCUACUGUGAAGCCAAAUCCAAGAAGUACUUUGUCAUGGAUAAAGAUGGUGAGGAGUACCAGGGCUCCUGUUGGCCAGGUGUGUCAGCCUAUUUAGAUUUCACGAAUCCCAUAGUCCGUAACUGGUAUGCCAACAAGCAUGGAUUAGACCAGUACAAGGAUUCCACAGAUAUUCUUUUUGUCUGGAAUGACAUGAAUGAGCCUUCUGUAUUUAGUGGACCGGAACUCACCAUGCACAAGAAUGCAGUGCACACUGGUGGAUGGGAGCAUCGAGAGAUGCACAACCUGUAUGGUUUUUAUCAGCAAUGGGCAACAGCCGAAGGUCUGAUUCGUCGAUCUGGAGGAAUGGAGAGGCCAUUUGUCUUGACUCGUUCCUUCUUUGCUGGAUCACAGAGAUAUGGAGCUGUAUGGACAGGAGACAAUGUAGCUGAAUGGAGUUACCUUAAAAUCUCAAUCCCGAUGCUACUUAAUCUCAGUAUAACUGGAAUCUCCUUCUGUGGAGCUGACAUAGGUGGAUUUGCACAGAAUCCUGAGCCAGAACUCCUUGUUCGCUGGUACCAGGCUGCUGCAUACCAGCCUUUCUUCAGGAACCAUUCCAACACAGAAACAAAGCGACGAGAGCCUUGGUUGUUCGGAGAGGAUAACACUAGGAUUAUCCGGGAAACAAUUCGAGAACGAUAUGCCUUGUUGCCAUUCUGGUACACUCUCUUCUACAUGGCCCAUACCAAAGCAGAGCCAGUAAUCAGACCUUUAUGGGUGAAUUUUCCUGAGGAGGUCAACACAUUUGCAGUUGAUGAUGAAUACAUGAUAGGAGAAGCCUUGCUGGUGCAUCCAGUGACUGACGCUGGAGUCACAGAAGUGAAUGUGUUACUUCCUGGGAAAGGGGAGCUAUGGUACUGUCUCAGAACAUUACAACGGUUUGGUGGUGAGCAGAUUCUGCAUGUUUCUGUAACUCUCGAUAGUAACUCAGCCACAGGCAAGUUGUUUCUUGAUGAUGGGCACUCGUUCAACUAUAAGAACAAGAAUCAAUUCUUACUCAGGAAAUUCAGCUUCAAGGACAAUACAUUUUCAUCAGUGUGUGCUGAUGAGAAGGGACGGUACUGCACUGAGUGUGUGGUGGAGAGGAUCCUUGUUAUGGGAGCUGCAAGUCCUACAUGUGUGAUGGCAUGGCAUCCAGAUGGACAAGAGAGCACAGUGCAUUUCUCCUAUAAUGCGGGCAAGUCCUCUUUAAACAUUGAAGGUCUGCGUCUUAAUUUAGGGUGUGACUGGACGCUGAAGUUUCAUUACUGAUGGGCAGACAUUGAGCUAUCUGUAUCAAAGUAGAAGCGUUCUUCAUUUGAAUUCAUGGUCAACUGCUGUUCUGGUGUCAGUUCUAUGGGGAGAUGAUGGAAUGUCACUGGACUAGUCAUCCAAAGACCCAGUCAAAUGCUCUGGAGUUAAAAUCCCAUCAGGUCAGUUGAAUUCAAUUAAUAAAUCUGGAAUAUAAAGCUAGACCCAGAAGUGAUGACCAUGACAACUCGUUAAUUGUUGUAAAGCCCCAUGGUUCAUUGAUAUCCUCAAGGGAAGGUUAUCUGCCAUUCUUACCUGGUCUGGUCUAUAUGUGACUCCAGACCACCGCAAUGUGGUGAUUCUUCGCUAAACUGUCAAUGAGUGGAGAGGCAAUUAGGAAACAGCAAUAAAUGCUGACCUUGUCAGUGACACCCAUAGCCCUUCAACAGAUUAAAUUUGUGCCAAAAAUCCAAUCUUUUGUUGGAUAUUUUAAAGCCCUGUGACUUUCUAAUUGCUAUUACAUGAAUACCUCUUAUUUUUUUCCCUGUGUUAAGCUAAUUGACAUAAUCUAACUGAAGUAUAAACAGUUAUACAUAUUUAAGCAUAAGGCAACCUAACUCUCAGAUUUUCAAUCUCUUAGAGGACAGUUAGUGAAACAUGGAGCAGGUACUUUCCAGAUUUGAUCCGCAGUGUGUGAUCUUGACCAAGACAGUAGAGCUAGUACAAACUACAGGGCAGUGACUCCUACAGAGAUGUGCAUAUUUGUAGAUCUCAUGUCAGAAUAAAAUUGGACUGAGCUGUGCUGCUUUUUUUCAGUUUGAGAAGCCUGUUGAUCUCUGUUUCUAGGUUGACACAUUGAAUGGCUAAUUGAAUUAGAGCUGGCUUAGACAUUAACCUAUGCUUUUGGGAAUUGUAGCCACAGAUGAGUCAUACCCUUUAAAGUAAGGAAAUAAAGUUGAUUCUGUGUUCACCAAUAGGAUUGUAAAGCAUGUUUACUAGAAAUGUGACCACUUUUGGUGGCAUGAGGCCCACAGCUGUAUUAGAGGUUUAUUGUAAAAUGUGCCAUACUAAUCAGAAAAUAAACUGAUUGACAGUGUAAGGUCAAAUGUUUAAAAAAAAAAGAAAUUUCUUGUAACACAAUAGGUCACAGCUUACUUAAGCUGGUUUGAUGAAAGCUCACAGACCUGAACCAUUAACUCUGUUUCCCUGUCCAUGAAUAUUUCUUAUCUUGUUAAGUACUGUAUUUCCAGUGUUUUCUGUUUGUAUAACUUAAGCUGGAUUGUGUAAUUUGAUGCCAGUUUCUGCAGGGAGACAUCUUCUUCCAUGUCAGACCAGCAGCAGACUUUGGACUCCUAUAACUCACAUUGGAAGGACAAACAUCCACCAUCACAGGCCCCCACAUUGUCAUUUAAUCUGCAGAUCUUCGACCUGAUCCGUUGGUUGUGGAAUAGCUUAGCCCUUGUCUAUCACUUGCUGCUUGUGCUGUUUGGCAUGAAAGUAGUCUGCUUUGUGGCUUCACCAACUGCUCAUUUUUAGGUAUGCCUUGUGCUGCUCCUGGCGUGUCCUGCGCUCUCCAUUGAACCAGGGUGACCCCUCUAAUGAUAGAAUCAGGAAUAUGCCAGGUCAUUGGCGGGUUGUGUUGCAGUAUGAUUCUGCUGCUCUGUGUCUUCGGUUGCUGUAUCUUUUCAAAGUCUGUUUCGUUACACAACACAAUGUAAGGUAUUAUUGCUGUGAAGAUAGGACUUCACCUUUACAAGGACUGUGCGGAAGUCACUUUUGCUGAGCAGGAAGUGCACCAGCUGCUAUAUGGCAAAUUAAGGGUGAUUAAAAACCACAAAUGUUCCUGCACCACUCAGAAGAUUUAUAUUGCUACAAAUGUUCAGAUUCUUUUGCAAAAUUUCUAUUAUAAAUUGUUGCAUUUGUCUCUCAGUCACCAAGAAUUGUUAAUAAAAUAAACUGUUGUCUGAUGAA